AUGGAUAUAGAAAAUAAUAUGUCCACAAAAAGAAAACAUGAAGAUGAUGAUGAUUUAGUAACAACAGUAAUUGAAACUAAGAAUGAACAAACAUCAAUAAAAAAACAGAGAAAGCAAAAAAAAAAUGUUCGUUUUGAUGAUGUAACUGUUUAUUAUUUUGCUCGUAGUCAAGGUUUUGUAAGUGUACCAAGUCAAGGAACAAUUACUCUUGGUAUGGUUCCUGAACAUUCACAUGUUGAACAGUAUUCUGUUGCCGAUUUCUCACGUGUUCGUCGUGCAUUACAUAAAUCUAUAUUACGUGAAAGAAAAUUACUUCCACCAUCUUCAACUAUUGAAAGUGAUAAUGAUGAAGAUGAACCUCUUCCAGUUGAUGAUUAUUAUUUUGUUCAACCAAUAGCUACACGACAACGUCGUACAUUAUUAAAACAAGCUGGUCUUGUUAAAAUUGAUACAACGGAAAAACAUGAAUUAACAUUAAUAAGACGUUCACGUGAAGUAUGUGGUUGUUCAUGUACGCGUGAAACAGGUGGUUGUCAACCAUCAACAUGUGAAUGUUAUCUUAAUGGUAUUGCAUGUCAAGUUGAUCGUUUAACAUUUCCAUGUCCAUGUGCUACAAUGCUUUGUAAAAAUCCAUUAGGAAGACUUGAAUUUAAUCAAAAUCGUGUACGAAAUCAUUUUUUUGAAACAAUUACAAGAUUAGAAGCCGAAAAAACUCAAGAACAAAUUGAACAACAAAAUAAUUCAGAUAUUAAUUCUAUUGUAACAUCAAUUUUAUCAUUGAUUAUAUCACAAAUUGAAAUUGAAGAAUAUGAAAUUGCAUCUAUACUACAUUCAGUUAUUUCAUCAGUUGAAGAACCUAUAAGGAUAACAGAAGAAUUUUCAUCAAUUUUACCAAUUGUUCAAUCUUCUAAUAUUAUGUGUAAGCCAUCUUCAUCAAAAGAACAAACAAUUCAGAUACGAACAUGUCAUGGAAAUCUAUCAAAAUCCUCUAUACGACGAAAAACAACGGAUUCUAUAUCAUCACCUACGAUUAUUUCAGCUGAAUUAUCGUAA
This is a messenger RNA of Adineta steineri, 1053 nucleotides long. NCBI's taxonomy places the organism in Eukaryota, Metazoa, Rotifera, Eurotatoria, Adinetida, Adinetidae. The record is from the annotation of a GenBank genome assembly.